AUGGGGUUCUUCUCCUUCCUGGGUCGCGUUCUCUUUGCUUCCCUCUUCAUCCUCUCCGCAUGGCAGAUGUUUAAUGAAUUUGAUGCCACUGGUGGACCAUUUUCAAAGGAGUUGGUUCCCAAGCUCACGAUUGUGAGGAAAAAUUUAUCCUCCAAAUUGGGAAUAGCGAUACCAGAUUUUAAUGCAACUUAUGUUCGUCAAGUUGUUGCAACUAUCAUAUUUCUAAAGGGAGUUGGAGGAAUUCUAUUCGUGUUUGGCAGCACAUUUGGAUCCUUUCUUUUGCUUUCGCACCUGGCGCUUACUACUCCAAUUCUAUAUGAUUUCUACAACUACAGACCUACUAAGCCUGAAUACGGUUUACUUCUAAAUGAGUUCAUUCAGAACGCUGCACUUUUUGGUGCAUUGCUAUUUUUCAUAGGGAUGAAGAACUCAAUUCCCAGGAAACAGUUCAGGAAGAAGACGACCCCAAAAACAAAACCAAAAACAAAAGCAGUCUAG
Messenger RNA from Lathyrus sativus (Indian pea), 498 nucleotides. The record is from the annotation of a GenBank genome assembly. Lineage: Eukaryota; Viridiplantae; Streptophyta; Magnoliopsida; Fabales; Fabaceae.